Molecule: messenger RNA, 1860 nt
Organism: Boleophthalmus pectinirostris (great blue-spotted mudskipper)
Lineage: Eukaryota; Metazoa; Chordata; Actinopteri; Gobiiformes; Gobiidae
Exons: 13
Coding region: 622-1860 (412 amino acids)
Source: RefSeq, a predicted model, not a curated record
UGCCUCGCCCCUCACGACAUAAUAUGAGUUGAGUCACUAAACACUCAAGCACAGUCUCCUCAGGCAGGUACAUUGUUUUACUGGAAGAAUCAGGACUCCUCUCCAAGUUCACCUCUCCAAGUUCACAAACUUCUUGCUCUUACACAACCUCCCGUGAUUCAACCCGACCUCUGACCUUUCGUUACAGUUGACCAGUAUAACCCAUCCCGUCCAUUUUACGGCUGUGUCUCUGAGAAUCUGUGCAACAACACCAACCUGUCACGACGAUAUUUUGGCUUCAGUACCUCAGUGUCCUGCUGCAACACUCCCCACUGCAACGUCCCAGAUCUGGGGUUACAGUGUUUGACGUGCACAGACUCGUCAUGUUCUUCUCAGCGCUCGGUGACCUGCUCCAAACUCGCCCCCUUCUGUUACACUGAUGCCUACGCAGGGUCUUAUGAUUAUGGAAGCUCCAGUUACAUCACGAUCAGAAAAGGCUGUGCUUCAUCCUCGGUCUGUACAGCUGCAGGGUCUGAGUUUGAUUCUUAUGACUAUGGCUACAGUUCUUACCUCAGAAACAAAACAUGCUGCGACACAGACGACUGCAACGCUCCAAACCCGACCUUUCACAGACUUCAGUGCAUGAGCGGCUCCGGCUCUAGUCAGCGUUUAGUCAACUGCUCCUUUCAAACUACUGCAUGUUACUCCAGAUCCUACACAGGCUCCUACGAUUAUGGAGACUACAGUUACACCUACAACUACACCUAUAAAGGCUGUGCUUCUGCUUCAGACUGUACAGCUGCAGGGUCUGAGUUUGUUUCAUAUAAUUAUGGCCCCAACACUUAUGCUGUAAACACCACGUGCUGCGACACAGACAACUGCAACGAAAAUCAUUCCAUUGUGGCGCCCCCUGUUGGCUCUCUGCAGUGUUACAGCUGUGAUCCUUACUCUUAUGAAUGCACUGCCAAUGUGACCUGUAACACCCAGGAGGUGUGUGGACAGGCUGUGGUUGACCAGUAUAACCCAUCCCGUCCAUUUUACGGCUGUGUCUCUGAGAAUCUGUGCAACAACAUCACCCUGUCACGACGAUAUUUUGGCUUCAGUACCUCAGUGUCCUGCUGCAACACUUCCCACUGCAACAUCCCAGAUCUGGGGUUACAGUGUUCGACGUGCACAGACUCGUCAUGUUCUUCUCAGCGCUCGGUGACCUGCUCCAAACUCGCCCCCUUCUGUUACACUGAUGCCUACGCAGGUUCUUACGAUUAUGGAAGCUCCAGUUCCAGCUACAGUGUGAUCAGAAAAGGCUGUGCUUCAUCCUCGGUCUGUACAGCUGCAGGGUCUGAGUUUGAUUCUUAUGACUAUGGCUCCAGUUCUUACCUCAAAAACAAAACAUGCUGCGACACAGACGACUGCAACGCUCCAAACCCGACCUCGCCCCCUGUUGGCUCUCUGCAGUGUUACAGCUGUGAUCCAGACUCUUAUGAAUGUACUGCCAAUGUGUGUGUAUCUGACAUCAGCUCCUACAACUAUGGAGACAACAGUUACACCUACAACUACACCUAUAAAGGCUGUGCUUCUGCUUCAGACUGUACAGCUGCAGGGUCUGAGUUUGUUUCAUAUAAUUAUGGCCCCAACACUUAUGCUGUAAACACCACGUGCUGCGACACAGACAACUGCAACGAAAAUCAUUCCAUUGUGGCGCCCCCUGUUGGCUCUCUGCAGUGUUACAGCUGUGAUCCUUACUCUUAUGAAUGCACUGCCAAUGUGACCUGUAACACCCAGGAGGUGUGUGGACAGGCUGUGGCUGAAAGACCCGACCUUCACUUUACAUGUAGUGAUGAAUGCAGGGACGAACUUAAUGCAGCCCUUAGUGCUUUCUGA